Macrosiphum euphorbiae (potato aphid) is the source of this 1464-nucleotide messenger RNA. NCBI's taxonomy places the organism in Eukaryota, Metazoa, Arthropoda, Insecta, Hemiptera, Aphididae. The record is from the annotation of a GenBank genome assembly.
AUGUCAUCUAGUGCACCUGAAAUUAAAUGUUCAAUUUUUUGUGAGAAAACAUUUAAAGUUCAGAAAACUUUAGAUACCCAUAUAAAAAAAUAUCAUAAAAAUGGCGAUAAAAAUAGAGAAACAAGAAUAAUUUGUCCUUAUGAUGAGUGUAACGAACCUUUGUUUAAAUUUUCAAAAUUAAGGAUUCACCUGUUUGAAAAACAUAACAUUACUAUAGAAGUAAAAGAACUAAGUUUUUCGACCAUUGCAGACGAUGCUCCUGCAUUUUAUAAUGCUUGGAUUGCUAUAAUGGGACCGGUUGAACAUAGACUUCUGUGUACUUGGCACGUCGAUAAAAACUGGAGACAAAAUUUAUCUAAAAUCAGUGGUGGAUCAGAAAAAAAAUCAAUUGUUUAUAAGACACUGCGCAUAUUAUUACAGACCACAUCCAUUGAAGAAUUUAAAAACAAUCUCCAAAAUGUCAUAAAAGAUUUAAAACAAGACAAAGACACCUAUACAUUUGGGGUUUAUUUCGAAAAAUAUUACUCAAAACGACCAGAAUGUUGGGCUUAUUGUUAUCGACUAAGACUUGGGAUUAAUACAAAUAUGUACUUGGAAUCAUUUCAUAAAGUAUUAAAACACAUAUAUUUGGAAGGAAAGAGAGUAAAACGUUUGGACAAAACAAUUAAUGCUCUGAUUAAAUAUUCCAGAGAUAGUCUAUACAAACGUUUGAUUAAGUUGUCAAAAAAUAUCCCUACUGAAAAAGUCCAAAGAGUACGUCAGAGUCAUAACUCAAGUAAAUUAAUUAAACUAGAACAAAUACAAAUUGUGGAAAACAAAAAAGUAUAUAUUAUCAGAUCAUUAUCCAAUCCCUCACAGCAGCACUAUAUUAUAAAAACUGAUGAAACAUGUACACAGUCAUCAUGUUUGAAAUGCAAAAAGUGUGAUAUUUGCAUUCACACUUUUCAAUGCUCUUGUAUUGAUAAUGUUAUAAAAGCAAAUAUUUGUAAACACAUACAUGCUUGUGCUCGCGAGUUUAUAAGUUUAGAUGGCAAUACUGAAAAUACUGUUUUUCAAGACUCAGAUAUGACAGAGCAAAAAAAGUUAAUGGAUAUGGUUGCAACUUCUAGUCACCAUAAAGCUCACAAAAAUCAAACAAUCAUAAGCCAAACACAAAUGAUUUUGGGUCUGAGUUCAACAAAUGAAUAUAGUAAUGAAAACUUACAAAAAAUUGAAAAAAAGUUGGCAGAAGUUUUAGCAAUCAUGAAUGAAGGAGGACAAACUCACUUAAAAACAGUUGAAGAAGUCAAUGUUCAAAGGAAAAUAGAUCCACAGCUUCGGCUUUAUUCAACAAAAAAGAAAUCCAGCAAAACAUCAAUAGCAAAGCCUUCUGUAAAUGAAGUAAAUGCAAUUAUUUCUGGACUUAAAGAUGACAAUAAUGAGACUAUAAAUGUUCAUAAUGUAUUUGAUCAUUCAUAUUCUUAA